Messenger RNA from Ilyonectria robusta, 1013 nucleotides. RefSeq lists its product as uncharacterized. The record is from RefSeq and is a predicted model, not a curated record. The transcript is spliced from 3 exons. The coding region runs from base 231 to 920 and encodes 229 amino acids. NCBI's taxonomy places the organism in Eukaryota, Fungi, Ascomycota, Sordariomycetes, Hypocreales, Nectriaceae.
UAAAUGAGCGCUAUACUGUAUGUGCAGUGUCUGUGUGCCGAUAUACGCGCGUAUCCUCUUAGCGAUGCGCCUUGGCGAUGGACGUCUUGGCUCGAUAUGCCGAGCGCAGAGGGUAUAAGUAAGCUCAGAAGUACCUGCAUACGCAUUUGAAGCUUCACGCAUCACCCUAUUCAACUCUCAAGCACACCACCUUCAUUCAACCCUUUCCCACUCGUUAAGCCUCAUUCAAGAUGCAGUUGACCGCCUCUGUCCUCACCCUUGGCUCCCUGGCCACCCUGGCCAGCGCCUCGGCUUUGGCCAACGCCCAGGCCAGACGAAGCUUCCAGUUCCCGGCCUCUGUCUCCAUCGCUAAGCGUGCGGUUACUGGUGCUGAGUACCAGUGUCACGCCAGCUGUGGCUACACCAUCCUCGACGCCGAGGAUGAUGGCUACUGUGACAGCUCUGAGUGGACCGAGCUCCUUGCGGAGUGUCUUGCCUGUGCCACCGAGUACGACCUCUGGCCAGACUAUGGCGAUGGUGUCACUGCUGCUGCCGAGGCCUGCGGUCUUGAUGCCACUCCCGCCGGUGCUUCAACCACCGCUGCUGCUGCUGAGGAGACCACUGCUGCUGCUGGAACUACCGCCGCAGUGGAGGAGACCACCGCCGCCGCUGAAACCACUGCCGCUGCUGAGCAGACUACAGCCGUCGUGGAGACCGAGGCUGCUCAGACCACUGCUGUCGAGGAGACUGCUGCCGUUACCACCACUGCUGUCGUCGUCGAGUCUGUCGCCACCACUCCCUCCGUCGUGGCCACCCCUAGCUCCAACUCGACCUCCAGCACCCCUACCACUUCUGUUGUUGAGGGUGGAGCUCCCGGAUUCGCCGUUUCCAAUAUCGUGGCUGCCGGCGUUGCUCUCAUCGCCGUCGCCGGUCUCAUGUAGAGCGGGAUCCCUAAUGAAUGCCCAUAAAACAAACGGUCGCGACAGAUAAUAACAUUCGAUGUCCGUAUAAUGUAUUCUUAAUUGACUUGACAU